AAAUUUUAAAAAAGAAUAAUUGUAGAAUGUGCUGGGAAUGUAAUAUCUGAGAUAAGGGGGGAGUUGGCCAGAAUAGCCUGAACCCUGAUCCAAUCCCCUCCUAGAAACAGGAUGUCUUUCAUUGGUUCAUUUAGCCCCAACAUAUAAAACACAGGACUGGUUAUUUUCUGAGGUCAGUUACCUAUGGUGCAAGUGGGCAUGUGCUGAAGACUCCAUCUGCCCUGAUCGGCACCAACUCACAAUGAAUCCUAGGCUUCUACUGUCCCUUGCCACCAAUCUAAAGAAUAAUCCCACUCCAUGUAACUUGUGUGCACGGUUGCACCUGAUUCAUGUUGUUAACAAGUGAACAGUGAAUCCUCAAUACAACAAGCAGUUGUAGUUCAUUCCUUUUGGUCUCCAUGCAGGAUUUCAUUGAAUGACUCUGCCACAGUUUACCCAUUCAUGGAUAAAUGGGUGAUGAUGGACAUUUGGAUUUUUCCCAUGAAUUAAUAUUAGAAACUGCUUCUGUGAGCAUCCCUGGACUUGCUUCCUAGAGCACAUGUGCACAAUUUUCUGGACUAGUGACAUUUGAGGAUGUGGCUGUGAAUUUCACCCAGGAGGAGUGGCAAUACCUGAACCCUCUGCAGAGGACCGUGUACCGAGACGUGAUGCUAGAAACCUACAGCAACCUGGUCUCCGUGGGUAAGAAUGGCUUCCUCAGGGCAACAGGUUUCUAAACCAGACCUCAUCCUCAAGUUGGAGGUGGAAGAGCUGUGCCCAGUGGAAGACAGAAUUCCAAUUUGGAGCUUUCCAGAAGUCUGCCAAGUUGGUGAACAGUUUGAGAGCCAGCCUCAGGAUGACCAAGAUCAAUGUCUCCUGAUGCAAGUUGGAUUCCCUGACAAGAAAAUAAUGACCAUCAAGAAUGGCCAUGACUAUAAUGAAUUUGGAAACACACUUCAUCUGAGUACAAGCCUUGGUAUUCCAAUACAAAGACCCCAUAAACUUGAAUCAUUUGGAAAUGAUAUGGUAGAUAAUGUAGACUUAUUUGGUAGGAGCAUUGUAGAAAAAAAACAUGAUAAUGGGUGUGCAAAAUUAUUCUUCCAUACUGAGUAUGAGAAAUCAAAUCCUGUAGUGAAGCCCUAUGGAUAUAAAGAGUGUGGGAAAGUCCUCAGGCGAAAGAAGGGUCUUAGUCUUCAUCAGAGAAUUAAAAAUGGAGAGAAACCAUUUGAAUGUACUGCAUGUCGGAAAACCUUCAGCAAGAAGUCUCACCUCAUUGUCCACUGGAGGACUCAUACCGGGGAGAAACCAUUUGCAUGCACUGAAUGUGGAAAAGCCUUUAGCCAAAAAUCUCAGCUCAUUAUACACCUCAGAACUCAUACAGGAGAGAGACCCUUUGAGUGUCCUGAGUGUGGGAAAGCCUUCAGAGAGAAGUCAACUGUCAUUAUACAUUAUAGGACUCAUACAGGGGAGAAACCUUAUGAAUGUAAUGAAUGUGGAAAAGCCUUCACUCAGAAGUCAAACCUUAUCGUCCAUCAGAAAACCCAUACAGGAGAGAAAACCUAUGAAUGCACUAAAUGUGGAGAAUCUUUCAUCCAGAAGCUUGAUCUGAUUAUACACCACAGUACUCACACAGGGAAAAAACCCCAUGAAUGCCACGAGUGUAAGAAAACAUUCAGUGAUAAGUCCACCCUCAUUACACACCAGAGAACUCACACAGGAGAGAAACCUCAUAAGUGUACCGAAUGUGGGAAGUCUUUCAAUGAGAAGUCGACCCUCAUUGUGCAUCAGAGGACACAUACAGGAGAAAAGCCCUAUGAAUGUGACGUGUGUGGAAAAACCUUCACCCAAAAGUCAAACCUGGGUGUGCAUCAGAGAACUCACUCCGGAGAGAAACCCUUUGAGUGUAAUGAAUGUGAGAAAGCCUUCUCCCAGAAGUCCUACCUCAUGCUGCAUCAGAGAGGUCAUACAGGGGAGAAGCCCUAUGAGUGCAAUGAAUGUGAAAAAGCAUUUUCCCAGAAGUCCUAUCUUAUCAUACACCAGCGAACUCAUACAGAAGAAAAGCCCUAUAAAUGCAAUGAGUGUGGCAAAGCCUUCCGAGAAAAGUCAAAGCUCAUUAUACACCAGAGAAUUCAUACAGGAGAGAAACCCUAUGAAUGUCCUGUGUGUUGGAAAGCUUUCAGCCAGAAGUCCCAGCUCAUAAUCCAUCAGCGAACACACACAGGAGAGAAGCCCUAUGCGUGCACAGAGUGCGGCAAAGCCUUCAGGGAAAAGUCAACAUUCACUGUCCAUCAGAGGACGCACACUGGAGAGAAGCCCUACAAGUGUACAGAAUGUGGGAAAGCCUUUACCCAAAAAUCCAACCUUAUUGUACAUCAGAGAACCCAUACAGGAAAAAAGGCCUAUGGGAGAAGCCAGACCCGGAAGUCAAAGCUCACAGCACACUAGGGAGUAAAGUGAGUGUUAGGUACCCUGAAGGAAAGUUGUGUCAAUUUAACAUUUUAAAUGUACGUUCUGACUUCUGGUUUAAACACAGGAAGUAAAGUUGGCCUUUCUUCUUUUCAUCUCAGUUUUCACCCAAGAGUAACAGGAGAAAAAGAAGCAGAAAUAUGAGCUCCGUAUUUGGCAAAAUUAGGAGACAGCUGCUACCAGAGGCCUCCAGAGGCAGAGGAAUCAAGCCCUAGUGCAGGGCCACAGAUGAGAGGUAGCAUGGGUUAGGACUCUUAGCAGAGGGUCGAGAUACACUCCAAGGAACAGCACCACAGGCAGUUGUAACCAUGGUAACAGAGGGCAUGAGCAGGUAGGAGGCUUUCUAGACCAUUUGGCAUCUGAGAAGAAACAGGCAGGGGCCUCAUUAAGGAGAUAUUCAGACAAACCUUAUUUGCAGAAAGUAACCUGUACUGAUAGGAGGAACCGUUGGGGGCACCUUGGAGAAAAGAAGGAACUUUUCCUUGUGAAGAACCCUGUAUUAUCUCCUGUUUAGUGACUUGGGAAAAGUAAAGUGAAAGAACUAAUGAAUGUGUGUGUGGGCAUCACAUUUGUUAGAAAAACUGAUCUUCCUAAAAUAUAUUCCUGGGAUCUUCCCCAACAUGAACCUCCAGCAAAUAGCAAGUUCAGGAAAAACUUUUCAUUCAGAGAAUGUUUCACAAAAAAUCAAAACCACAAGUGGUUUUCAAGACAUCAGUUCAACUACAAGAUGGACAAAAUGAUGAACACACAGAGGUGUUCAUUGAUGCACUGUUUAUGAAAAGAUUGGAAGCUGUCCAUAUGAAAUCACCACAUUCAGCUUCCCAAAAUUGUGAUGUAUUUGUACAGCAGAUUCCUAAAUAGAAAAAAACUGAUAAAGAAUGAAAACUUGUAUAUCAUUUAUGUUAGUGAUGUGAAGCAACCUCCAAGUUAUUAGGGAAGUAAAGCAAGGCGCAACAUAGUAUGUUGCUGUGUGUAUAUAGAAAGGGAAAAUGGUAAGUACAUAAUUGUAUAUACAUAAACAAUUUCUGAAAAGAGACGCAAGAUGCUGGUAACGCUGAUUACCUUGGGGAAGGGGCAGUGGGUGGCUGGGGGCAUGGAACUGGGAGAGAGAUAGCUGUGUAUCCUUUCAUAGUUUUAAAAAACUGUAUUAUGUGGAUGU
Messenger RNA from Sciurus carolinensis (gray squirrel), 3604 nucleotides. It is a transcript of the gene Znf182, whose product is annotated as zinc finger protein 182. Lineage: Eukaryota; Metazoa; Chordata; Mammalia; Rodentia; Sciuridae. The record is from RefSeq and is a predicted model, not a curated record. Gene Ontology annotation, biological process: negative regulation of transcription by RNA polymerase II. The coding region runs from base 688 to 2424 and encodes 578 amino acids. The transcript is spliced from 4 exons. Gene Ontology annotation, molecular function: DNA-binding transcription activator activity, RNA polymerase II-specific; DNA-binding transcription repressor activity, RNA polymerase II-specific; RNA polymerase II cis-regulatory region sequence-specific DNA binding. Gene Ontology annotation, cellular component: nucleus.